Didymosphaeria variabile is the source of this 1341-nucleotide messenger RNA. RefSeq lists its product as uncharacterized. Lineage: Eukaryota; Fungi; Ascomycota; Dothideomycetes; Pleosporales; Didymosphaeriaceae. Gene Ontology annotation, biological process: carbohydrate catabolic process; fungal-type cell wall biogenesis. The transcript has 2 exons. Gene Ontology annotation, molecular function: mannan endo-1,6-alpha-mannosidase activity. Bases 1 to 1341 code for a protein of 446 amino acids. The record is from RefSeq and is a predicted model, not a curated record.
AUGUUUGUUUCUUUUCUUACUCUUUCGCUCGCUACAUCACUCUAUGCGCAGUCUAGCGCAGCUCUGGAUAUCGAUGUAAAGGACCAGGAUUCGAUCAAGAGCGUCGCAAAGACGCUCGCCGGGGGCAUUGUCGAUUCGUACCAGAGUGGCUUGAAGAAAGAUCUCAUUCCUGGACUUUUCCCUGAUCCGUAUUAUUGGUGGGAGGCGGGCGCUGUGUUCGGCAGUCUUGUUGACUACUCGUACUUGACUGGCGAUAACCAAUACGAUGAUCUCCUCGGCGAAGGUCUUGCACAUCAGAUUGGCGAAUUUGACGCCUUCAUGCCCUCGAACCAAAGCAAAAGUCUCGGUAAUGAUGACCAAAGCACCUGGGGCCUUACAGCUAUGUCUGCUGCCGAGAAUGGCUUCACGACCAACAAAAUCGGAAACUUGUCAUGGGACGUCCUGGCAAGUAACGUCUUCGACACCCAGGCCCUCCGUUGGAACGAGAAAACAUGCGGUGGAGGUUUGAACUGGCAAAUCUACCAAUUCAACAAUGGUUACACGUAUCGAAACGCCAUUUCCACGGGAAACUUCUUCCUGCUAGCUGCCCGGCUCGCGAAAUUCACCGGUAACGCCACCUACACCGAAUGGGCGGAAAAAGCAUUCAACUGGACACAGGAGAUUGGUUUGGUGUCAGAGGAAUACAGAGUCUUUGACGGAACGGAUGAGACCCGAAACAACUGCUCCGAUAUCAAUCAAAUACAGUGGUCCCAAAACAUCGGUAUCUACACUGAAGCCGCAGCUCACAUGUGGAAUUUGACCACCAAUGACAAGUGGAGAAAUACGCUGAACGGUUUUAUCAACACAACCUUCGACGUCUUUGCGGAGAAAAACAUCCUCACCGAAGUCGCUUGCGAAAAAAACGGGAAAUGCAAUACCGACCAGAAGGCCAUGAAGGGCAUCGCCACUCGUUCCUUCGCCCGCGCAAUCGCAUCGGCUCCUUUCAUCUCCGACUACCUCACGCCCUUGCUCGAGGGUUCCGCAAAGGCUGCAGCCGAGGGCUGCAGCACCAAGAAUAAGCAGGUGGAAUGCAGCCUCAGAUGGACUAGCCAGAACGACGGGAGCAGCGGUCUUGGUGAGUCGUUCAGUGCACUGGCUGUAGUGCAGGCGCUGCUGGUGCCGAACGCAAAACCACUUGCCACUAAAUCUUCCAAUGCCACAUCGACCGGAAGCCCUACAGAAAGCAACCCUGCUGCGAGUGGAAGUGGGCAGCCUGCAGAGAACGAGGGGGCGGCGGACACGAUUGUUGCGUCGCGCAGUCUGGUAGUUGUCAUCGCCGUGCUAGCUGCCGCCCUCCUAUAG